Drosophila takahashii is the source of this 1536-nucleotide messenger RNA. It is a transcript of the gene ste24a, whose product is annotated as prenyl protease type I. Gene Ontology annotation, biological process: CAAX-box protein processing. Gene Ontology annotation, cellular component: endoplasmic reticulum membrane. NCBI's taxonomy places the organism in Eukaryota, Metazoa, Arthropoda, Insecta, Diptera, Drosophilidae. Gene Ontology annotation, molecular function: metalloendopeptidase activity. The record is from RefSeq and is a predicted model, not a curated record.
CGGUCAUACUUACGAUUCGUCACAAAAAAAAAGCGCUUGUAAAAUAAAUUCCAGUUUUAUUAGUUUUUAAUGAAAUAGCUUUUUAAAAAUGUCUGAAUUGGACGCAGAGACCGUGCUGCUGAGCAUUUUGCUUUUGGUUGUUAUCGAGAAUGCGCUGGAGAUUUACAUUUCGCUGCGGCAGGUGAAAGUGUACCGCACUGCACUGAAGGUGCCCGCCGAGCUGACGUCACACAUGGGCGAGGAGACGUUCCAUAAGGCGCGAAAGUAUGGCCUCGACCAGGAGAACUUCGGCAUCUUCAAGGCCGUGGUCAUGGAUGUGGGCCUGCUCUGCAUGGAGCUGUACAUCGGCCUGAUCGCCCUCCUGUGGCAGCUGUCCGUCGAGGUGGUGGACAAGCUGCAGUGGGACUCCAAGAACGAGAUCAUCGUCAGCUGCGUCUUCGUCCUGAUCUCGAAUGUCCUGAGCACCUUCAAGGGGCUGCCCUUCAAGAUCUACAAGAUAUUCGUGCUGGAGGAGACGCACGGCUUCAACAAGCAGACGGCGCGCUUCUUCGCCUGGGAUCAGCUGAAGGGCUUCCUGGUCACCCAGGUGCUCAUGAUUCCCAUCACGGCGGCCAUUAUCUUCAUUGUCCAGCGUGGCGGCGACAAUUUCUUCAUCUGGCUGUGGAUCUUCACGGGCGUCAUUUCGCUGGUUCUGCUCACCCUGUAUCCGAUCUUCAUCGCUCCCCUGUUCGACAAGUAUACGCCGCUGGAGAAGGGUGUUCUGCGGCAGUCCAUCGAGGAUCUUGCCGCCUCGCUGAAGUUCCCGCUUACCAAGCUGUUCGUGGUCGAGGGUUCCAAGCGCUCGUCGCACAGCAAUGCCUACUUCUAUGGCCUCUGGAACUCGAAGCGGAUUGUGCUCUUCGACACGCUGCUGCUGAACAAGGGUAAAUCCGAUGACUCGGAGUUGUCUGAGGAGGAAAAGGGCAAGGGCUGCACGGACGAGGAAGUGCUGGCUGUUUUGGGACACGAGCUGGGUCACUGGAAACUGGGACACGUCACCAAGAACAUCGUUAUCAUGCAGGUCCAUCUCUUCCUGAUGUUCCUGGUCUUUGGCUAUGUCUUCAAGUACCCACCCUUCUACGUGGCCAUGGGAUUCCAGCCCGGCACUCGCCCGAUUCUCGUGGGAUUGCUCAUUGUUUUCACCUAUGUCCUGGCUCCGUAUAACGCUUUAAUGAACUUUGCCAUGACGAUUCUGUCGCGUCGCUUUGAGUACCAGGCCGAUGAGUUCGCUUUCAAGCUCGGAUUCGCCGAGCAGUUGGGCCAGGCUCUCAUCAAACUAAACGUGGACAACCUUGGCUUUCCGGUCUACGAUUGGCUCUACUCCACCUGGAACCACUCGCAUCCCACUCUGCUCCAGCGGCUGAAUCGGCUGAAGGAGCUCAAGGAGGAGAAGAAGCUGAACUAGGAGCGCAGACAUCACUCAAGACCAAAGUUUACACUGUUCCCUUUGUUUUAACGUACAAGUAAUAAAGUCCGGGGACUAACCCCAAUAAAAUA